Messenger RNA from Fusarium verticillioides 7600, 1602 nucleotides. RefSeq lists its product as hypothetical. Gene Ontology annotation, cellular component: nucleus. The transcript has 2 exons. The record is from RefSeq and is a predicted model, not a curated record. NCBI's taxonomy places the organism in Eukaryota, Fungi, Ascomycota, Sordariomycetes, Hypocreales, Nectriaceae. The coding region runs from base 1 to 1602 and encodes 533 amino acids.
AUGUCUGAUCCGCUUUCUGUGACAGCGAGUGUUGUCGGAAUUGUAGGCGCACUGUUACACGGCUCUAAGCGACUCUAUGAAUUUAUUGACUCCCUCCAAAAUGCCCCAAAGGAUGUCGCCGCGCUAUCGACCGAUUUGAGAGCCCUGUAUGAGAUCCUUGCCCAUAUCACGAAUAUCCAGGAUAAACUAUCUGGCCACCUCGACCUCUGCGCCAGCAUAAAAGCGCCCUUGGAAAAUUGUUUGAACAUAUUUGACGAGUUCACUUCCUUGCUGCAGGGCUUCACCCAGACCUCAAGAAAUGGGACCGUCCAAGUCCGAGUCUGGAAGCAAAUGGCCUGGGCAUUCAGAGAUAAGGAAAUCCAGCUUUUCAGGGACACGAUUACGGCAUAUAAAGUAUCGUUAGAUAUGGCGUUGAGUGUUAUGACAUUUUCUACUAUUGCAUCAAUAAACGAACGCACCAAAACAUUCGAAACAGACUUCAAAGAGGAGUUCAAACACAUCAAGCCAAGAUUACAAGCUUUAGAUAACGAUCGUAUCGAAUUGGCUAGUGUCGCAGGCUGUAAAGGCUCUGAAUGGUAUGGAACAGAGGCCAACUUUGCAAUGAAGCGUUUUCUCGAGUAUACAGAAUCAUUCUGUGACUCACCUCCAGCAUCGUUCCCUGGAUCCCCGACUUUAGAUCAUUCUAAAGCCUGCGAUGAGCUCGAUACACAACAUAGGUCGCCAGGUACAGCAUCAUCACGCCAACUCAACGACAACAACAGCACAGUACCAUCCAAUGGAAAGAAAUACGUGGGGUUAUUUAGUGAAACAGACCAUCCUCAGUUUAUCGUCUAUCCAUUCAAUUCUGAUUUACCAAAGGAUGAAGAAACCAUGCCAAUGUGGCAGGAAAAUUCAAUGCUGGGACCGGCAGAUACAUUCGUCGAUUUAGAGUCUGGGAGCCCUUCUAACACUCAGCCUGGCGCCAAGACCCCGGACCCAGCCACGAAUCAAGACAAGCAGGCGGACCAAUCGUCUACGAACAAUGUUGCUUCUCCCAAAGCCUCCCUUGAGUCGACACAUCACGAAGUCAAGGCCCAAAUACCUACUGCCCCAAUACCCAGACCGAUAAACAUCUACAGCAAAAGUGGAUUUGACGCCCUCAAGGUACUCAUGCUGGCUAUCACUCGGAAGAAUUCCCAAUUCGAUAUCGGCCAAAUCGACAUGUCAUGUUCCUUUGUCGUCUGCGAUAUUACGCUUGAAGACUGUCCUAUAGUUUACGUCUCUGACAGCUUUCAGACUCUGACGGGGUAUAGUCGACAUGAGGCUCUUGGUAGAAACUGUCGGUUUCUCCAAUCGCCAGACGGCAAGGUUGAAAGAGGUUCCCCAAGGCCAUAUGUGGAUGACGGUACUGUGUACAGCCUCAAGACAAAUGUGGAGGAGAAAAGAGAAACACAGAUAAGCAUGAUCAACUAUCGGAAGGGAGGUAAGCCAUUCUUGAACUUCCUUAGCAUUAUCCCUAUACCCUGGGAUACGGACGAGAUUCGUUACUAUGUUGGUUUUCAGAUAGACUUGAUUGAGCCUCCCACUGUAUUCAUGCCAGGAAACAUAUGGACACAGUUAUAA